Messenger RNA from Stegastes partitus (bicolor damselfish), 1863 nucleotides. RefSeq names its product COP9 signalosome subunit 3 (gene cops3). The transcript is spliced from 12 exons. The record is from RefSeq and is a predicted model, not a curated record. Gene Ontology annotation, cellular component: COP9 signalosome. Lineage: Eukaryota; Metazoa; Chordata; Actinopteri; Pomacentridae. Bases 119 to 1390 code for a protein of 423 amino acids. Gene Ontology annotation, biological process: ubiquitin-dependent protein catabolic process.
CGCGAUAGCUUCACCUCAGUGGCGGCUGUGUGGCCCCCUGUCUUAGUCCGGACGGAGUUGUUUCUGACGUUUGAAUGAAAAACAGUGCAAAUUACCUCCUCUUUGGACCCAGGAAAUAAUGGCUUCAGCCUUGGAGCAGUUUGUGAACAAUGUGCGGCAGCUCUCCGCUCAAGGCCAGAUGACUCAGCUGUGCGAGUUGAUCAACAAGAGUGGGGAGCUGCUGGCCAAAAAUCUGUCCCACCUGGACACGGUGCUGGGGGCCUUGGACAUCCAGGAGCACUCCCUAGGCGUGCUGGCUGUGCUAUUUGUGAAGUUCUCCAUGCCAAACAUCCCUGACUUUGAGACGCUCUUCUCCCAAGUCCAGCUCUUCAUCAGUACCUGCAAUGGAGAGCACAUUAGAUAUGCAACAGACACUUUUGCUGGUCUCUGCCACCAGUUGACAAACGCCCUUGUAGAGCGGAAACAGCCAUUGAGGGGUGUCGUCGUCCUAAAACAGGCAAUAGACAAAAUGCAGAUGAACACAAACCAACUUACCUCAGUUCAUGCAGACCUGUGUCAGCUGUGCUUGUUAGCAAAGUGCUUCAAGCCUGCCCUACCCUUCUUGGAGCUGGACAUGAUGGACAUCUGUAAGGAGAAUGGAGCCUACGACGCAAAGCACUUUUUAUGUUACUACUACUAUGGUGGCAUGAUCUACACGGGCCUCAAAAACUUUGAAAGAGCACUGUAUUUUUAUGAACAGGCAAUAACCACUCCAGCCAUGGCAGUGAGCCACAUCAUGUUGGAAGCCUAUAAGAAAUACAUCCUGGUGUCACUCAUUCUCCACGGCAAAGUGCAGCAGCUGCCCAAAUACACCUCACAAAUAGUAGGGAGGUUCAUCAAGCCCCUGAGCAACGCAUACCACGAGUUAGCCCAGGUUUACACCACCAACAACCCGGCCGAGCUGCGCAGCCUGGUCAACAAACACAGCGAGACCUUCACACGAGACAACAACACAGGCCUGGUCAAACAGUGCCUCUCCUCCCUCUACAAGAAGAACAUCCAGAGGCUAACAAAGACCUUUCUGACACUGUCUUUGCAAGACAUGGCAAGUCGAGUGCAGCUUUCAGGCCCCCAGGAGGCAGAGAAAUACGUCUUACACAUGAUUGAAGAUGGUGAGAUCUACGCUAGCAUUAACCAAAAGGAUGGUAUGGUCUGCUUCCACGACAACCCCGAAAAAUACAACAACCCAGCAAUGCUCCACAAAAUUGACCAAGAGAUGUUGAAAUGUAUAGAGCUGGAUGAGAAACUAAAGUCUAUGGAUCAGGAAAUCACAGUAAACCCACAAUUUGUGCAGAAGAGUAUGGGAUCGCAGGAGGAUGAUGUUGGUAGCAAAACAUCAAGUUAUUCCUGAGGGGCCUUUUGACAGGGACAGAACGCUGCAGCCACCCAACACGUUCUUCCCAGGAUGAGUUGGAUUUUUUUAAAAGAAGAAAACAAACAUUCUAUUGCAUAAGGACAUUGGUCAAGGAAAAUCUAAUUGUGUGGAAUGAUGAUAAAUUUGGUUAUUCUUACUUCACAGUGUCUUAAGGAUAACAAAAGAUCCUUACAGAAAAGGAAAAAAGAAAAAAAAAAAAAAAAAAGAUUACAAUUUUGUCAGUGUUUUAUUUAUCAAUGUUCAGGUUGGAGCGCCACUGCUACAUUAACAGAAACCACAAUAAUAAAAACUGGACUUAUUUGUUCCAAACAUAUGUGUGAAUAAUCUCACUGUUUGUUUUGGUUCUGCUGCAUGAUGGCCGUAAACUCGAGGGCAUUACAUAUGAGGUAAAACAACUAUGGCUGACGAGGAAUAAAUCUGAUUAUAUUCUACAUUUGUAAAGACUGCAA